AUGCAGAACCCUGCCAAUCCAAGGAAAACUGUCCUGGCACUGAGACCUUCAAUCACGAUAUAUGGCCAUACUAUUCAUCCCUUGCACUCACACAAGUUUUUAGGAGUCAUCAUUGACCAAGAACUCAGAUUCAAAGAACACGCGGCACACGCUCUCAUGAAAGGCACCACCUACAUCAUGGCAUGUAACAGGAUGGUCAAGGUAACCAAAGGUAUCAAAGGUAAACUGAUGCACAGACUCUUCAAAAGCGUAGUACUGCCAAAAAUGAUGUACGUGGCAGACGUCUGGUGCUCGGGUCUAGUAUCCAAAGGUAAUAGUCACAAAUCCAGGGGUAGGGGAGCUAGAGGUUUCGCCUCAAAAAUGGCACAAGUACAGAGAAUUGCCUCCACCCUCAUCACUGGGGGAAUGUGA
Suillus plorans is the source of this 411-nucleotide messenger RNA. RefSeq lists its product as uncharacterized. The coding region runs from base 1 to 411 and encodes 136 amino acids. The record is from RefSeq and is a predicted model, not a curated record. NCBI's taxonomy places the organism in Eukaryota, Fungi, Basidiomycota, Agaricomycetes, Boletales, Suillaceae. The transcript has a single exon.